Chlorocebus sabaeus (green monkey) is the source of this 1002-nucleotide messenger RNA. NCBI's taxonomy places the organism in Eukaryota, Metazoa, Chordata, Mammalia, Primates, Cercopithecidae. The record is from RefSeq and is a predicted model, not a curated record.
AUGGCGCUGCCGGCUGAACACCUGCUGAAGCCGCUGCCCGCGGACAAUCAGAUCAAGACUAGGCAUUUCCUCGAGGCGGUGUCACACCUGCCGCCCUUCUUCAAUUACCUUGGGUCCCCAGUGUUUACUCCCAUCAAGGCAGACAUAAGCGGCAACAUCACGAAAAUCAAAGCCGUGUACGACACCAACCCAGUCAAGUUCUGGACGCUGCAGAACAUCCUGGAGGUGGAGAAAGAAAUGUAUGGAGCAGAGUGGCCCAAAGUAGAGGCCACACUGGCGCUGAUGUGGCUGAAAAGAGGCCUCCACUUCAUCCAGGUCUUCCUCCACAGCACCUGUGACGGGGAGCGGGACGAGAACCACCCCAACCUCAUCCGCGUCAACACCACCAAGGCCUACGAGAUGGCCCUCAAGAAGUACCAUGGCUGGAUCAUGCAGAUCUUCCAGGCAGCACUGUACGCAGCCCCCUAUAAGUCCGACAUCCUGAAAGCGCUCUCCAAGGGGCAGAAUGUGACAGAGGAGGAGUGCCUGGAGAAGAUCCGCCUCUUCCUAGUCAACUACACGGCCACCAUCGAUGUCAUCUAUGAGAUGUAUACCCAGAUGAUGGCCGAGCUUAACUACAAGGUGCAGGUGUUCUCACCGCUGGACACGCCCCUGACUCGUGGCCACACGAAGAAACAGGCAAACCAGAAUCACUGUGAAUCAACUGAAACCAACCAGCAAGCCCUUGAUGACCAAGAGGCAUUUCUUUCAAAGCUAACCACAGCAGAAACCCCUACAAAUCGGCUUGGCGUUCAUCUUGGAAGUCAUGCCCUGCAGCAACUGCCGAUCGCCGAAGUGACGGAUAUUAACCACAUUCAGCGCAACGAAAUCAGACAUGCAGAGCACACACGGCUUUCGCGAGGGAGGGAAACGCGACCCGGGAAAAGUGCGCUCCUCACCAGCCUCGGGACGCUCCACCGGGGUGGGGGUUCCCAGAAAGGAGGGGGAGAGGAGCCCGAGUAG